ACGACUUGUAUUUGUUGAAUAGGUAGGAGAAAUUUCCGCACAUCUUCCUGUUACUCUUCAAGUUACUUUUUUCAAAUAUAGAAGACGUAGAGACUUUUUCCUUCUGUUCACCAAAUUAACUAGACAACUUCACAUAUCAUACUUAGUGUUCCAAAAGAGUAAAACCAAAUAUGGGUUUGAUUGCAAGAACUUUUUUCUUGAUCGCCAUGGUUGCAUGCUUUGCUUCAGUUGCUCACGCCAUUGUAGGCCAAGCAACUUUCUACACUCCUCCCUACGUGCCAUCAUCAUGUUUUGGCUUUGAAGAUCGUGGGGCUAUGAUUCUAGCAGCAAACAGUGGUUUGUUUGCCAACAGAGCUGCAUGUGGAACUAGGUACCGUGUUACUUGCACCGGUAGAACCAAUGAUGGUGUUCUGAACCCAUGCACAGGCAGAAGCGUUGAUGUAACUGUUGUAGAUCUUUGUCCCGGAUGUGCAGCAAAUCAAAUUGACCUUUCCCAAGAGGCGUUUGCUGUGAUUGCUAAUACGGAUGCAGGGAGAAUUAACGUUGAAUAUAACCGGAUGGGAAUUAAUGAAGUACGUAUGCAAUACGCUAAAAUCAAUUCUCUUAUGAUCAGUUUACUUUGAAAUAAAAGACACUGAAAGGUAUUUUAACUGUAUGCUUCUAUAUAAGUAUCAUGGCAAUGUAUGAAGUAUCGGUUGAAAAAAAUUUCUACAUUUAGUUAUAUGAUUUCUGUUAUACUUAUUCAGUUAUCGGCUCGUUUAUC
Molecule: messenger RNA, 763 nt
Organism: Lactuca saligna
Lineage: Eukaryota; Viridiplantae; Streptophyta; Magnoliopsida; Asterales; Asteraceae
Source: the annotation of a GenBank genome assembly